GCGAGCGGUGAAAAAUUUUUCUUCUCACGUGAUUUCGUACCCCUCUUCAGAAAAAGAAUAGCAGUGCGAAUAAACGAGCAUCCAUCGAGUGAAUGAAUCGUGAAUUAUGUUGUCCUUCACCCUUCCUAAGCCAGGAUGGAGGGAGGGAGGUUAAUAGAAAAAAACGUAUGAAAUACCAAGGAAACAAGUGAUACGAGACAUUAGCAGAGUUAUCAGAAGGACCACGUGGGAUAAAAACGAGCAUCUUGAUUAAAGUCCCCGCAUAUACAAAGAUGGCGUCAAAGAGAACGAGACAGAAUCAUUCGAUACAGCAUCUACUGGAGCUGCCCUCGAACAGGGAAGAGAGGAGACUGGCGCAGCAACAGGCGCAGACACUACAAUUAACGACUAUCCCGAACACGACACCGCGACAAGUGCCCGUGACCGUGCUGCACCCCACACCAAAAAAGCUUUACCUGAGCAAAACUCGACAAGCAAUCCUCGCGCAAGAUAUCCAGAAUACUCUCUCCCAGACUGUCUGUUCCAACGCACACCGACCAGAGUCGUCUCCCGCGCGGCGGGACUGUCCCCGCCAAAUCAUGAACAAGAUCGACGAUCGAGUAAGAUCGCCAGGUACAUCAAUACGUCCUACGCCAACCUCGAUAUCUAGUAUCUCACCUUCAAGUCCUGAAGAACCCAUUACGCUGGUGGAACUUACCAGCGUGCCGGGCGGCCAGAAUGCGAUGGCUCACCUCAAAAAGCGGAAGCUGGAAGCCGAGACGGGAUUGGCUACUACGUUAAGCUGUAAGGCUAAAGGUCAGCUCGUCAUUUCGCAACCUAGCGGUGCGAGUGGUAGUGUCAGUGGUGGUGUUGGUACUUGUGGUGUGGUGCCACAAGAAAUGGACAAUAAUGCAGAUGCCGCAGUUAAACGUAGAAGAAAAAGUAUCCGUGACGAUGACGUUAGAAAACCAAUGGAAAUCGAGACUGGUGGAACCAAGAGUACCAUAUCGUUACCUCAGAAAAAGCGUGCUUUAGCAACGGGUAACUCCGGCAGUCCAGUCAAAAAAAAUAUUAAAAAUUCGGAAGAUCCCGAGGACGAUGAAACGCUGAUUCGCGAGACGGAAGCAGCCCUCAAGAGUCUUUCAGGAAGUUGGCCGGGUCCGAGUGGUUCGUUGUAUCAACGUGGCAAUUCGGAUGAUGACAGAUACGAGUCAAAUUUCGAAAAUUUGUUCGAAGAAAAGAAAGACAAUCCAAAAAUGUCACCUUCUUCGGUGUCUACAUCAUCAACGGCAAGUAACGACGCUGGUUGUUCAUUAAAAGAUGUUAUAACAUUAAGAGGUCAGCAAGAUCGGGGUGGAAGAUCAUUUCAAUCCUGUAGACUACAGGAACACAAUAAAGUUCAGCAACAACUCCAACAACAGCAAUACCUGUCGAACCUUGUUCAGGAUUCUACCAAGAUUGGGAGAUCGAACACGAAUAACAGGUCACUCUCGUCAAAAGAUAGAAACGAACGUGGUGAUUCACGACACAACGAAAAGUACUCGCGUUACGAUCCACCGGAUUUCAACGAACUUGUAGAUGAUUCGUCGAACGAGUUGGAAAUCGACAUGUCCGAUCCAUUGACGGAAAAAGACGAUUCAGACCGAGAAAAGGAUAGGAAUUGUAAGAGCAGCGGUUCGUCGACACAUACUUCAGGCAGGAAUCAUCACCAUCAUCAUCAGCAUCACCAAUUGCAUCAUGCACAAUCUCAGCAUCAACAGCAUCAUGGACAGCAACCACAUCAUUUACCCUACUCGAAUUAUCAGAGACAUUACAACGAAAGUGGACUGAGUAAGCAAUCUUCAAACAUUUCUGGCUCAGCGGGAUCUUCGCCCAAUUCUUCCGGUGGUUCUUCGUUCUCUGCGAACUCGGCAUUCAGACCACCAAAUGCAGAUCAUUCAAAAAAUUCGUGUAGAGUAAAUCCUACAGUGGUGGCAACGUUGAGUCCACCGAUUGGCCCAUAUCCAGCCUCAGCGACGUUCGUUGGUUUCCCAACUCCUGUUCCGGGACCAGCAGCAACACCGGUGGUUCAACCGAUUACCGGAUUGCCAUCGCCAGUUGACGAGAAACAAUCGUCAGGAGUUUCGUUGCUCCAGUUGAAAUCGCCAAAAGAGGAAGUGAUGCACGUAACUCAGCCAAAUCUUAAUUCUCGAGAAGCUGGCGGUGACGUAUCUGCAGGGACUGUUACGAACGCCGGGGUGAGUAUUCCCAAACGACAGAACAACGCACUUUCUGCUGGAGGAAUUACAUCGGUGUCAAGUCCCGACGCAAAUUCUUCAAAACAGUAUACGAUAUUGCAACCUGCUGGAGUUGGAUCGAGAGCUGCAAGUGCUAUUCAAGAUAUCACGCGGGAAGGAGUAGUUAGUGUGGCUGCCGUUAGUAACAGUGGUGCGAGCACGACAACCUCCAAUAGUGCGAAUAAUAGCACAACCAGUUACACCGGCGCUGGUAGCAAUCAUUCUUCUGGUAAAACCAGCAAUUCCACCAACAACCCUGUAUCCGGUAGUACUACUGAUAUUGGUAGCAAUAGGAACAAUAAUUCCUCAGUGACAGAUACUUCCGUGGCGACUGUCGCUAGUGGGCCAGCAAAUAACGGAAGUAGCAAUAGUAACACGUUGACUACUGUGACAACGACAACGACUACCACUUGUCCCGCAGCGAUUGGUGAUGUUUCAACGACUACAGAUGCUGCAACUGGCCAGUCGGACAUCGUCAUGAAAAUUCCUGACAACCGAGGACCUACCUUCGAUCCAACUAGACCAACAAUGUCCAUGUCACCGUCAAGUCUCAGCAGAGAGGGCAACAAGUGCCCGACUCCUGGUUGUACGGGACAGGGUCACGUUACCGGACUGUAUUCGCACCAUCGCAGUUUAUCCGGAUGUCCGAGGAAGGACAAACUCACGCCAGAGAUUCUGGCGAUGCAUGAGACUAUUUUGAAAUGCCCAACUCCUGGUUGCAACGGUCGCGGUCAUGUCAGCUCCAAUCGAUACACUCACAGAAGUCUCUCGGGAUGUCCUAUCGCAGCGGAAAUUAAGCAGACCGCACGCCACAAGGUCCAAGCGUCGGGAAUGCCGCCAGAGUUCAUAAGCACGAAUUUGCUGCCGGGUUCGAUGGACAUUAAGGGUUACCCAUUGUACGGAACCUCGUCGCAAGAGUCUAAAUCGGUGGUUGGAUCGCCCUCGUAUGAUUAUUACGCGGCAACUAAAGCAGGGGGUAUAAGCGUUAAAGGGCCUAAAACUCCAGAGGACGACAGCCCGAGAACGAGUAAAAUUAUACCAAAAACUGAGAAUUCGAACACUACCGGAACUUCUUGUAGCAGUAAUUUGGGCAGAAAUCAAUCGAGCGGUGAUUUAAUCGUGCCAAAGUCGGAGGAUACCGCGACGAGCAACAACUGUCGAGUGAACUCGCCACCUCCACCACCGCCACCCUCAUCCGUGCUCAGACAAACGUACGAUCCCUACUUGAAUCAGGACUCCAACUCGUCCUCCAUGUCCUCGAUGGAAGCGAUGGGUUCGAGAUCGAUAGGGGCGACCAUUCAUCACCCUGGACAACAUACUUCACAUCAUGUAUUGCCGAUGCAGCCUACGGUAACUUACCCCAUGACCAUGGUAGAAGAUACAAGGAUGGCUCAUCAGAUGUCUCAGAGGACACCGUACGAGUCCGCGGCAAUGAUGGCAGCAGCGGCAGCUGCUGCCGCCGCUGCAUCGGUAACCACUACCGAAGAGAUUUACCAUCACCGAACGACCGAACACUCGAGAGCUUAUAUGCACCCGGUUGUCAGUAAUAUCGCUCGACCAGUUGUCACCUACUCGAAUGAUGUUGUUGCAUCACGGGGUUAUGAAAAUGCGAUAGUCAGUGCUGCUAAUCAUCGACCUUAUGACCCUGGCACCGCAUCGGCGUAUGACAGAUACGAUACACAAAAUUGUACAGCCUUUCAACCCCAGCAACAACAGCAGCAACCACAGCAGCAACAGCAGCAGCAACAACAACAACAACAACAACAACAACAGCAGCAACAACAACAACAGUUGCACUCGAGAGCCAAUAUGUACUAUCUCGGACAAUCGGGAAUGACCCCUGACGAGCAGGAGAGGGCUUAUCACCAAGAAGCUGCAGCUGUAGUCCAACAACAGCAGCAUCAAAUGGCAAUGGCUGCUGCAGCCACCGUUGGUGUCAUGAUAAAGUCCGAAGAUGUAAAAUGUGUCGCCAGCGCUCAGGUUCAACAGAUGCAGAAAAAUGGCCCACCAACCUCGCCUGGAGGAUCGGUCAUGGAUCUCUCCACUUCCAGUGUCACCUCUACCAGUCCGCAGGCGCCGCCAUAUGGCUCGAACAGUCUGAGCCCGCAAUACGGUGGUGGGCAGACCGUUGGUGGAAGUCCUCAAGCUGCAGCCAGCCCUCAUCUAACUGCGAGUCCUCAGGUCCCGAGUCCACAGGGUCAAACACUAGACCUUAGCGUUAACAGGCUGCACAGCGGAGCUCCUAGCCCUCAGUACUCGACCGGGCAUGGCGAGGCUGUGCCGGUACCGGUUGGACCGCCAUUUUCAGCUCCACGACCGAUCGAGGAACAAACUGAACCGGUCGAUUUCUCGACGGCUAACGAGCCCGUUAAUUUCAGCGGUGGUCCAGGCAUAAGGCCAGUAGGUUUUCCACCUCCCGGAGUCCAUGCGGCUGCAUACAGUCGAGAGAGCACACCCGACAGCGGAGUAUCCCACUAUAUGGACGCGUAUCGAGAUCCUAGUGCUUACGGGCCAAUGAGCCCCCAUCCAGGCUACGGUAUGACUGGCGUUCAAGCCGAAUAUCCUGGCAACACGUACACGCCUUAUCCAACGGCCGGUUACAAUUGCGGUGGCGCUUAUCCCGGUGGACCAGUAACUUCCGCUUAUCAGAUACCAGCGGGUUACACUCCAGCACCCUGUUACAGCAUGCCACCACCUCAGCACACCAUUGGAGGCUUGGACAAGCCUUCGGGCAAGGACGAUGGUCUCUCCGGAUGUCCGAGAGCUGAUCGUUCACAAAUCCAGGCGCAUUCCCAAGAGUUGAAAUGCCCGACGCCGUCGUGCGACGGCUCGGGACACAUUACCGGAAACUACAGCUCUCACAGAAGUCUUUCGGGUUGUCCGAGAGCGGGAAAACCUAAGAGCAAACCUCGAGAUGGUCAAGACUCGGAGCCUCUAAGAUGUCCGAUUCCGGGUUGCGACGGCUCGGGUCAUGCAACUGGAAAAUUCUUGUCUCAUCGCAGCGCUUCUGGUUGUCCAAUAGCGAAUCGAAACAAAGCGCGAGUUCUCGAAUCUGGUGGAACUGUGGAACAACAUAAGGCCGCGGUUGCAGCAGCGACGGCAAUGAAAUUCGAGGGCGUCAAUUGCCCAACCCGUGGCUGCGACGGGAUCGGACAUGUAAACGGUUCAUUCUCGACUCAUCGAUCGUUAUCUGGGUGUCCGAAUGCUGGCCAUUCGAUCAAGAAGCCAAAAUUCGAAGACAUGAGCCUAUACAACAAAGGAAUCACCGGGAUGGAUGCCGGUGGUGGUCCGGCACAAGGUGGUCCGUUGGGUGCGGGUCAGGGAAGUAUCGGCGGUAACGGCCCUGCUGGUUGUGGCGGUCAGGGCGAGGAUCUGUACACCCUUGAAGCAGAAAUCACCGAGUUACAGAGAGAGAACGCUCGUGUCGAAUCCCAGGUUAUGCGACUGCGCUCCGAUAUCGCCUCUAUGGAAAAUCAACUGAAACACGGAGACAAGGAGACAAAUGUAAUUUCUCAACGGAACAACAAUCUGAAAGAUUAUUAUCACUCGCUGCGUGAGAACGUGAUAACAAUACUGGAGCACGUGCGCAUACCAAAUGCACCGGGUGGGGCGCAUCAGGAGAAAAUGAACCACGAGAAUUUCGACAGUUAUCUGACAAAGCUGCAGACCCUUUACACACCCGAUGGUUACUGUGCCGAUGAGAGUAACAGACCGAUCUACGAAUCGGUCAAAACGGCUCUCCAGGACUUCACGGUAUUACCUACGCCCAUCUGAGACCAUCCUCCAUAAAACAGAUGAAAAAUUAUUUUGUCAAACGAAAUCGAUCCUGUUCCAUCGAUAGAAGAGACGAAACGAUAUUUUUUUCUGGUAUAAUGCGGAAAGAAUUCCCGAACGAACUGAAAGUGAGAUUGAAAUCCGCUGAUCCACUGAUCCACAAAUUAACUGGAAAAAAGAAGCUUGAGGUGAAAAAAAAAACAGUGGUAAAAAAAUACAAAAAUAAAUGUAAUGUUGCUCGAUGGAAAAUGCAUUGCGAGUGUGCAAGAGCAGGUGCUAAAACAAAAAAUCUCAUCGUCUUGAGCAUUACGAAUUGCAAAUCGUGCGAUAUACCCCAAGAGCAAAAACUGAGUGCAUCGUAAAUUGCAACCUAUCACUAUUGUAAAUAAAAUAAUGAAGAAAUAAAAAGCAAAAGUAGUUGUCAA
Venturia canescens is the source of this 6454-nucleotide messenger RNA. Its product is annotated as mucin-12. The coding region runs from base 273 to 6029 and encodes 1918 amino acids. The transcript has 18 exons. Gene Ontology annotation, cellular component: nucleus. Gene Ontology annotation, biological process: regulation of transcription by RNA polymerase II. The record is from RefSeq and is a predicted model, not a curated record. Lineage: Eukaryota; Metazoa; Arthropoda; Insecta; Hymenoptera; Ichneumonidae. Gene Ontology annotation, molecular function: zinc ion binding; DNA-binding transcription factor activity, RNA polymerase II-specific; RNA polymerase II cis-regulatory region sequence-specific DNA binding.